Molecule: messenger RNA, 6270 nt
Organism: Paramuricea clavata
Lineage: Eukaryota; Metazoa; Cnidaria; Anthozoa; Malacalcyonacea; Plexauridae
Source: the annotation of a GenBank genome assembly
UAUGUGAGCUGUUUUCAGAAAGUCAUGAUUUGGAAAGGCUUGAAGCGGUCAUUUGGUUACUAGUAGCACUGGGGAAACGUAUGCAGGCAGCAAGCUGGUACAGUGGUAGGUAUAACUCAUAUAAGGCCCCGAUUACACUAUACCGGAUUGCAUCGAAGCGACGCGAUUUCUGUACCGGAUUGGCCUCUUGUUUACACUACGCCACUGUAAUCCGGUACGUGCCGCGGCGCGAAAAUCACUUCGCUUUGGAGGUGAUAUGAAAAGUAAUCCGGUACAUGCUGUACCGGAUAAAACCAAGUGUAAUCAGGCAAUCCGGUACGCUCCGGUACUAUAAAUAGGUUUCGGCAAGUAUAUUUUAACAUUGUCGUUUUAUUUACUCGCUUUUAAAUAUUUUAUAGCUGUUGUUUGCUUCGCUUUACAAUUAUUUAUUAUUUCUAGCGAAGACAAAUAAAGGUAGCGGUAAUAACAUUGACUUCUUGCUUUCAAAAGGGCAAAAUUUAAUGAAAUACUCGUCAAUUUUCGAUAAGAGCGAGACAAAGCAACGUCAGGUGGUCAAGCUUUGUAAACAAAGUUAUAAUUCACAAGUACUGUCGAGAAAACGUCCAAAAUGGUCAAAACUUAUUAUUUGUUUCCGUGGCAACGAUAAAAGAUACGAGCUGGCGACAGAGCGAAGCGGCAUAGUGUAAACACCCUUGAUUUUGGCUUCGGUGUGAAAAUUGAUCCGGUAUGAAAAUCAAUCCGGUAUAGUGUAUCCCAGCCUCAUAUAACAUUAAAGAGGAGUUCACAUUUUCGUUUGGAAAAAGGCAUCCACUAUCGAACUCAAAUAUAUAAAACACAGUUGGCGUUUUACACUGCUACGUUAUAGACGUGUUAGUUAACCAACGAUAGCAUGCUAUACCAUUUUGGCUGGUUCUACUAAGGUCUAAGCGCUAUCAUGCAGCAGACGAAACAGCUAUAAGUGUGAUUAUUCUUUUAUAAUGCAUUUGAGGACAUGUUUUCGGAAUGUCAAAUGAAUUGAAUUGCUCAGUUCCUAAAAAUGCAAACAUUUCUAUGGACAUCAUCUAACUGUGCCCCAUAACGCUUAUACUGAAACAGCAAAUUGAACCGUCCCAGCAAAUUGCGAAAUUUACCGAAUAUGUGUGUAAACAUGUAUAGCAUAUUGGACGCAGUGAAAUCUGCAAAAACCUUUCAGUAUAUAUGCAUGGGGUAUUGUUUCGCGUACUGUGUUUGUAUCAUAGAUAUAGAAGACAUGGUUUGUACCAGUGGCAUUCCGUGGUCUGAGAUUCCAUCCCAUAGAUAUCUUAUAUAUAUAUAAGAUAUCUAUGUUCCAUCCUCAGAAAAGUCAUUGGACUUUCCUUCACUCGUUUUUUUUUUCGAUUCCAGAUUUUAAAGCGCAAAUUUUGUUGGAUUCCAGAUUCCUUUACACUGGGCAAGAAGCUGUGCGCACGUUGGUGGGUUUUAAUAAGGACCGAACCAUGCAACAGUUGGUGGCGUCUCUUAUAAAUGUAAACCCUGUUGAUGCGCUGAACACCAUGUACCUUCGCACUUAUUAUAGCCUGAUAAAACAGCCGCAAAUUAUUGCUACACUUGUUAUAGCCAGCCAGUUGGUAUCAAUGGGAAAAAUAAAUACAAAUUAGAGUCAAGGUGUUAAAAUUAUUUUUCUAUUUUCUGUAGUAAAGAAUGCCGCUUUCAAGACAGAAUACAAACCUAUCUCUAUCAGAAAAAUUGGAAGUACUAGUCACGUGUGCUGUGUGUCAUGAGUUGCUAAACAACCCCAAAGUAUUUCCGUGUCUUCAUUCGUAUUGUUAUGAAUGUAUCGUGAAACUUUCCAAACGUGAAUGUGGCUUAGAAUGCCCAGAAUGUCGUGCUCCAGUGGAGGUGAGAUCAUUUUCUGAAUUCGAUUAUAGCCAUUGCGUGGUGUGUUUCCGUCAGAGCCUUAGUGUGUACGUGGAGGUGGGCGAAGUGGGAGCAGCUUAUUGUACAAUACUACCUUCACUGGACCCCACGUUUGAGAUAUCUUUUUCAGGUAGUUAGAACAUAAACCAUGGCAGCUUAUUGUAGAAUGCUACCUAGACUGGACCCCACGUUUGAGAUAUCUUCUUCAGAUAGUUAAGACACAAACCAUGGCAGCUUAUUGUUACACUGGACCACACGUUUGAGAUAUCUUUUUCAGGUAGUUAAGACACAAAACAUGGCAGCUUAUUGUAGAAUACAGUACCUACACUGGACCGCACGUUUGAAAUAUCUUUUUCAGGUAGUUAGGACAUAAACCAUGGCAGCUUAUUGUAGAAUGCUACCUACACUGGACUCCACGUUUGAGAUAUCUUCUUCAGAUAGUUAAGACACAAACCGCGGCAGCUUAUUGUUACACUGGACCACACGUUUGAGCUAUCUUCUUCAGGUAGUUAAGACACAAACCACAGCAGCUUAUUGUAGAAUACUGCGUACACUUAACCUCCACGUUUGAGAUAUCUUCUUCAGGUAGUUAAGACACAAACCAUGGCAGCUUAUUUAUUGUACAAUGGAUCCCACGCUUGAGAAAUCUUCAGGUAGUUCAGACACGAAGCACGGCAGCUUAUUGUAGAUAUUCGCACGUUCUAUUAAUCCCACCUUGUCGACAAGUCAUAUCAUUGAUUCAUUUUAACAGGUUGGUUAUCCACCUGAUCUUUCCGUCCUGCCAACAAAUUUCUUCGCCAACAAUGUUUUGGCGACAUUGAGUUUGGACGACAACGACGAUGCUCCAGCUUUGUUGUGCGACAACUGCGAAGAUGCAGAGAAGCCUGUGGAAAAACGCUGCAAAGAUUGCUUGCAAUUCCUGUGCGCCCCAUGUGCCGAGUCUCACCAACGAUCAUGCGAUACGAAGAACCAUGUUCUACAGUCGAAAGACGAGUUGAAAAACAACGAACCAGCAGAGAACGCGAGGGCUGUGAAGUGUAGUAAACAUCAUGAACUCAUUAAAUAUUACUGCGACACGUGUAAGGAAACGACUUGUGUGUCUUGUACUAUCCUUGAACACAAACAACACAACCUCCUUUCGCUGGAAGUAAGCUCUACGAAGGCAAAAGAAGAAGUUCAGAAUCUUAUUGAAAAGGUUGAAGAAAGGGUGGAAACAAUCUCGGCAGGAAUCGAGUUAGUAGAAGCAAAAAGCCAAGAUAUAACUGCCAGAGAAGAGGCGUGCAAGUCCCAGAUUGAAACGUUUUUCACACAGUUACAUGAGCAAAUCGAUGCCGAAAAGGAAAACAUGCUGGCAGUAACCGCAUCGGCUUCGGAAUCCCAAAAGAGUGAAGUCGAAGCAUCGAAGAAGGUUUUGGACCUCGCUCUAUCCACGUGUCAAAAUGGUGUGAAUUUUGCAAAGCACACCCUUCAAAAUGGAAACGACGUUCAACUUUUGAACAUAAAGCCAACCAUAACAUUGUACCUUGGUAAUUUAAGGAAUGUUCAAGACGAAAUCACCCCUAACAUUGGAAAUCCGGUUCGAUUUUUGAAAAGCGAAUCUUCGAGUCAGCUUUGUCGUCAGUUAACCGCAAACGUUUGUUCUGUCGAAGAGGUAGCUGUCUGUUCUUUAAAGUGCGAAGCAAAGUUUCCAGAUCUCACGCUUAAAGUCGGCAAGAAAUCGGUGAUUGUUAUAACAUGCAAGGACAAGGACGGUCGUAUUAUAAGCUCGAGUUGUGGGAAAGAUCUAAUUCAGGCGAGCUUCGGUGGUGUGCAGGUACAAGAUGCCGAAAUAUCGGAGAAGCAAGAUGGCACCCAUGAGAUUUCAUUUGUGGUAAAUGAACUAGGGACGUUCCAGUUUGAAGCAAAGGUCAAUGGCCGUGUGGCCCCAGGUUGUUUUCUUGAAGCAGAAGUGGAUUGGGAGCUAAGCGCUGCUCGUGGCAGUGGAUAUUUACGAAUGAAUGGAGAGAUGGUCAACUGCAUGUCAGGAGAGGGUAAUGUGGGGAAGUAUUGUUUCAGGUUGGGGGAUACACCUAUGACGUCAGGUAUUGUGAAAAAUUUAACCCAUUAAAAUAACAUUAAUUCUUUCUCGUCCUGUCCCGAUUUGCUAUUUUACGAUUCAAUUGUUUUUUUCUAAUGUAAAUAUCUCGGCGAGUAUAUACCCCCAUUUAAAACGAAAAACAACUUUGAAAUCCUCGCAAAAUGUCUUUUCAACGGGGGAUUUGAAUGCCGUCACAACAUAUAUUACACAAACCAAAACAAUCGUACAUUUAAAUACUCACCCUUGGCCAAACAUUUUGUAUUUCAUUUCGAGAAAAACAGCUACUUUAUUAUUUCACUCUGUCUAACGCCAGAUCAUUUUACUCAUCAAUUUAAGGAGAGUCGCUGGCGCUCAAUGGGUUAAUCAAACUAUCGAUCUUCCCGAUGUGUCUGAUUAAACCGUUAAGUUACAUGGCGCCAUAAUGCGCCCUGCCCUGCUUUAUUAUUUUACUCUGUCUGAUGCCAGACUAUUUUAUUCGUCAAAGCGGGAGUGCUGGCGCACAUAUCCCAUUUUUUGAGAUGCUGGUUUAUGUUAUCCAGAGAGUUCGCAUACAACUUUAACUUGCAAAUUGUGGUGACAUGUUAGAAAUCAUCAGUUGAGUCUCUCUGUGGAAAGUUGCCCCAGCUGCAGAAAUUUACCAUCCCGCAUUUUCUCAAACAAAUCUCAAGAAAAUACUCAAUUUAAUCAAAUUGCAUGUGUACCAUUUCUUCGACAUUGCAUAUUAAAAGGUGAAACUUUGCACUUUUUCUGAUAUUGGGGUGUUCUUUUUAUUCCUGUGUUUCAUUUCGACACAGCUGCUUGUUUCAAGGAAAAUAGAAUCACAUCACCAAUUCAUGUUAGAAAUCUAAACUCUCGAUUUCAGGGGCGCAUCGAUGGAAAGUCGAAGUCAGCCAUGCAGUACAAGACGCAGAAGAGUGUUUCCAAGAUCCAGAGGGCCCAACAUUUGAAGUUGGUGUCAUCGAAGCUGACGAUGAUUAUUCCAAAGCCAGUAUCGUGCAUGAAGUUACGAAGAAAUGGGUUUACUCAGGGCCGGCGAAGAGGAUUACCAAUGUCUUUUUGAAUCUUGAUAUGGUGCAAAAAUCUUUGGAAAUUUUGCCUGGAGGAAAAUUUUUGGUUGCUACGUCGAAGUUUAGUCUUCGACGGAGAGUGUUUCGUAUGAAGACUGAUGUGGUGUUUCCAUUUUUUUCCGUGAACUGCCCGCACUGCAGUCUAACAUUUUGUAAAAUGAACUCAUAGGAUUGUCAACUUGCAGUAAUUAAAAGGCCUUUUAUAUGCGAAGCUUUGUAUUCGUACUGUCCGCACUACAGUCCAACAUUUUGUAAAGUGAACUCAUAGGAUUGUCAACUUGCAGUAUAAGGCCUUUUAUAUGCGAAGCUUUCUAUUCAUACUGUCCGCACUGCAGUCUAACAUUUUGUAAAAUGAACUCAUAGGAUUGUCAACUUGCAGUAAGGCUUUUUAAUGUUUUAUAUGCGAAGCUUUCUAUUCGUAAGCUCGGAUCUUCAUUACGCCUCAGCGAAAGAGAAUGAGAGUUGGCAGCCACGAAUUGUUACAGGAGACAUUUCAAGCUCUAGAUUAAACAAAAUAAAGGUUUGAUGAAUGUUCCUAUUACGUUUUGCGAAAGCAUUAAGAACAAGUUACAUAGGUAACCAACUAACGAAGGUCGCAGGACUUCCAACUCCCAUGCACUCUCAUCCUGGUUUGAGGUACCAGAGCUAGGCAGCCACUAGGCGAAAUGUUUCAACCGAAUCGAAAUUUUCUUUUGUCUUUCAAGCACUCAGAUGGAACUAAACAGAAAUCUUUUGAAUUUGAACAAUAGAAAUUUCGGUUCGAUCAAAAUUUCGUCUAGUGGAAAACCGCCUUUAGAAAGCCUUCGACUCGAUCAGGUCGAGCUGUGUCCUUCGUAAUUCAGCUUAGGCCUUAUCUCUCAGCUGUAAGGAUGAGUAGCACACCGCACUUACCUACAGUACUUAUACUUACUUGUUUACUUUGUAACCUUUUUAAAGAAGAAUUUACUGUGGAGACGACAUAUACUGUGUAACACUAUGAUCAACAAGGCUGAUAGGGUGUUUCAGGGUAAUCAGCAUACUGUUAUAUCAUUAGGUUAUACAUUGGAAGGCUGUUAGGGUUAGAGUUAGUGUUUGGAGUAGGGUUAGUGUUAGUAAAACCGUUGCUUUGUUACGUUUUGUCACUCUGAGGCCAGCGAAAUAAUCACUUCCUCCUUCGGUGUUCCAGACAAAAGAAUCUAAUUAAAAUUCUUUUAAAUUGGGAUACCAACAUAGCGGCUGUGACGUCCUGUG